Penicillium cataractarum is the source of this 483-nucleotide messenger RNA. RefSeq lists its product as uncharacterized. The transcript has a single exon. The record is from RefSeq and is a predicted model, not a curated record. Bases 1 to 483 code for a protein of 160 amino acids. NCBI's taxonomy places the organism in Eukaryota, Fungi, Ascomycota, Eurotiomycetes, Eurotiales, Aspergillaceae.
AUGGUUCAGAUGGGCCCUACUGUUGGUGGUAAUGGUGGCGAGAUAUUCAACCUCUGGCGUGACAAUAGGCCUGUGGAACAACUGGACGUAUGGUACGGCAGAGGCAGUGAUAAUUUUGAGAAAGAUAUUGUCCUGAAGGGAAUCAAAAUCAGAUGGGCCAAGGAUGAACUGGGCCACGUCGAACUAGGCCAGGCUGGAUCUUGCCCGCCAAAAGAAGAGCAGAGCAUACUGCACACCAAUUUUGACUUCUUUUCCGGCAAUCAACCCAUUUACUGGAUGUAUAUAUACGGAUCAACCGGCCGUGUGCAUUCACUAAGAAUCGGGACUCAUGACUCGAUGACACAUGAGGAUAGGGACUACUUCGAGGCUGGAGGAAUCGGCGGUGUCCAAUGUAUUCAACCUGCAUAUGGUAGAAAGCUAUAUGGGUUCUAUGGAAGGGCAGGAGAAGAUAUUGAUCAGCUAGGGGCAGUCUUCAAUGAUUAA